AAAUUAGCAGUGUCAUAGAGCAAAAAGUAAUGUUUUUGUACGUUAUUAUUGCUAUGUUGGACAGUGAUGCAUUUCUGAAUAACAGAGUUACUUAUCUAAAACUCAAAAGCUAUCUUCUUCAUCUCAAUCUCAGAGGUUCAUAUGUUGACUCCUGGUGAAUUGUUCUUAGCAGAACCAAAGGGGGUCUUGAUGCACUUAUCCUAAGCCCAUGUCUUCUUUCUUUUAUUUAGCCUCAGUUUUCUGUGCCAUUGAUACCAUGAAGUUUAUAUUCUCCCAUUUCCUAUUAAAAAGCCUCUUUCUUUUAAAUUAGAAAUCAUUCCACAUUAUUCUACACUCCUAUUUCUAACGAAGAGCAAGAAAAGUUGUUCUAACUAAUCGAAACAGAUUGGACGGGAGAUCUCUACAAAUAAUCAGCUUGAGAGAGAAAUCCUUACAUAUAAUCAUCCUCUCUCAUUUCUUGAAAUCAAAAGUUAACUUGAAGUAAAGUCUAAUCCACCCUCUUGUUUAUUCAAGGCAAGGGCAAUUCCUAGGAUGGCUGUUCCGCCAAGCCUUCCAGAUUUAUCCAAAUUUCUGAAUUUAAACAACAUAUUUAACCAAUCUGGAGGAGUAUCUAAAUU
This is a messenger RNA of Moneuplotes crassus, 617 nucleotides long. Lineage: Eukaryota; Ciliophora; Spirotrichea; Euplotida; Euplotidae. The record is from the annotation of a GenBank genome assembly.